Fulvia fulva is the source of this 252-nucleotide messenger RNA. RefSeq lists its product as uncharacterized. The coding region runs from base 1 to 252 and encodes 83 amino acids. The record is from RefSeq and is a predicted model, not a curated record. The transcript has 2 exons. Lineage: Eukaryota; Fungi; Ascomycota; Dothideomycetes; Mycosphaerellales; Mycosphaerellaceae.
AUGAUGGCAGAGAUCGGCAAGCACCUCGAUCUCAACAGCAAGCUUAGACUUCGGCUCGCGCUGGUCAAACAUCGUCAAGGUGAUGUCGUGGAGAUGCUGAAGGAACCGCUCAAAGUCCUUUAUGUCUCACCAAGCAGGACUUCCCUCCGCAACUUCAAGCAGAUUUGCCAGUGCGAGUACUUCCAGCAAUACAUCGUCGAGGUUGUCUUUCUGCCAAGUGUUAUAGAUGUAGCUGGAGAGAGACCAGUCUGA